CCCGUCUGGUUUCGUGAUCCUUUUUUUUUUUUCCCCUUUCUUAGGCACUGCUUUGCUCUUCUGGAGAUAGCAAGAAGGACUCUGAUCAAUGCCCUCAGAACAUGUCUCAUUGGACAAGUCUGUGGUAUGUCUGGUUAAUCUUGCUGACUGUGUUCAUGCUCCUACUCUGUGGGAUCACAGCAAGCUGCAAGAAGUUCUGCUGCCGGAAGAAGAGGCCUCCAGUUCAGCCCUUCCCUCGGCACCCCUAUGAUCUGACUGUUGUUGCUAUUGACAGCGACAGCACUGCUCACAGCACAGUGACCUCAUAUAGCUCAUUUCAGUACCCUCCGAGCGCCCCUAUCCCUUCAAUAUUUGUGGGUAUGGAUAGGAGCACUGUAUCCCCUCCAGCUUACAGUCCCUACGCAAUGGAUUUGCCGCCUUCUUAUGAUGAAGCUGUCCAGAUGGGUAAACAACACAUUGAAGUAGCACUGGUCAGCCAGAAACUCAGUGACAUCCCUGGACAGGUGAUGCCAGGGGGGCAGAAUCCCAGCCAGAAUUCACCUGACGUAAUCAACAGAGAUCUAGCAACACAGCCAAAUUCAGAAGAUGCAACACAAGAACAGCCUCAGCUCUAGCUCAUUUUGGAUGGGGAGUAAAGAAAUGGAAGGACUACGAAAGUUAAAGAGGACAUGAAGAAUUUGGUCUUGUAAGACAAACUUAUGAUGGAAAGAUGAUUAUCCUAACAGAUCGUGAUAAAGGGCAGCAGUUUAAAAGUGCCUAUAAAGGUGGGACAUGGAUGCUUCUUCAUCGCCUGUUUAAGAAAAAUAACUCCCCGUGCCCAGCAGAAGACCACAGGGAUAUUGCCAUCUUGGAAACAGUCAGAUGGUACAAAAAGCAAGUUGCUGCUCCUGAACAGAGCUUUCCCAAACUGGAGUUGAAAGUAGAAUCCUAUAAACUCACACUAGAGAGUCAGUGAUACUCUGUCUCUCUAUAGUUUCUUUUAUUUUAAGAACUUUAACUGCUCAGCAAACUGCUGGGGUGCUAAAUUUGUCACUACAUAAUGACAUGUGUUCCUUAAACUGAAGAAUGACUGCAAACAAGGACAGGAAAGUGUUUGGAGGAAAAUGCAUUACCUUAUGUUUCACAGCUACAGACAAGGAAUGAAACAGAUAAGAGAGAGAUUAUUUUUGUUGGUCAUAAGACUUGAAGGGAUUGGUUUUGAGUAGUUCUUUUUUCUUUAAAUCUAUUUUCAAGAUGAGCUGGCUUGCGUGUGGGAUCCUUUUGCUACUUUUUUGUGCCACUUGAAGUACAAAUUAGUUUCAAAGAGAUUUCCAUACUUGGUUGAGUAUUAGUAAUGUGUUUCAAUAUUCAUGUUCUUUGCUGAUUGAGCACAGUGGGUUUGAAAUACAGUGAAUGAAUUGGAAAAUAUCAAUUGUUUUAGAUGCAGAAAAUACACAAUAAUUGGCUAUUUCAGAAGAACAUGACACUACCAUCAUGAGAACCCAUGUGACAUCUCACCUGGAGGGGUUAUCAGUGUGAACUUGACAAGCACUUAACUACAUAGUAGUUUUUCCUUAUUUUUAAAGACUGAAGUAAAUAAGAAGAUAACACACAUGGCAUCAGUUUAAGGUUUAUGGAAAAACUGUGUUAUCUAAUCAGUUGUAACUGACCACAAAGAGCUAAUUACAUUGCCUGCCAGUGUCAGCAUCAAGUUCAUAAUCAUUUUCUGCAGUGUGAUUUCUCCCAAGUACAUUUCUUCCCAUCUUGGUAACAUUUGCUUGCACUAAACAGGAAAAUUCUGGGGAAUUUCAAAGCAGUCUUGCAAACAUGAAAUACCCCUUGUCAACCUUUCAUGUGUAAAAAUCAAGAUUUAACACAAUGGCCUACACAGGCAAUUCUUUAUGCCACCAAAUCACAUUUGUAUCUGUAUUUCUGAUUGUAUCAUAGAAGAGGGCUAAUUUCUCUUCUGAGUCAUUAUGCGCACACUAACAAACAUGUUUUGAAAGCUUAAUGUAAGAAAUGUAGCAUGGUGUCUAAUGUGCUAUAUUAUGUUAAUUAUAGCUAUGAGGAAAUCCAGGACAAACUAAAAACUCAGCAGACAUGAAAUUAGAGAGAGACUAGGAGGAAAAUGUCAAAACCAAAAAUCUUGUAUGUAAAACAAUAAAUGUAAUUAAUUUUUAACAGAAAUUGCAUUUCUAUCUCACAAAGAACUUUAGCAAAUUUUGCCUAGCUUGCACUUAGCCAACAUGUUUUCUCUGUAUUUCUUGUGUUCUGAACUGUCUGUCAAGGUGGUAAAUAUAUGUGUGGAUUACUCAAACUUUCCAUUUUUUGUUUCGUAGCACAGCAAUCAGUGGGCUAAAACACUGAACUCUCUAGUACUGCUAGAGAGACAAGGCAGAGCGCUCUUGUUGUGAGUAGGCAGGAAUAUAAAAUGAGGUACAUGAAAAAACAGUGACUGACACAAGAGGGCAGUCCUUCACUUUUCAGUGAAUCGCCUUGUGUGAUCACUGGGAUCUGCUCAGUGGUACUGCCAAGAGGCAAGGUUCUGAGCCUGGGCUCUGACCAGCUCUGCAGAGGGAGGUUACUUUGCAAUGCAAGGACUGAGUUUGCUAGAGGAAAAAAAGGGGAAUAAAAUCACAAGGGUGCAUGUUUUGCUUUUACAAUGCUGCUGUCAUGUGAGUUCUCAGAAGUUCCUGACAGACUACCUACCAUGCUGCAAGGAGACCCAUUCCCUUUGCUCAUAUUUGCUGCUAGCCACAGUAUCAAAACACUAGAUGCCCAUGGAGGGUAUUGUAAGGCUCUUGCCUUACAACGUGGUUCAUUAAUUCAAAAUAAACUAUUUCCUUGAACUAAUCCACACACAGAACAUAGGAUUUUCUUUAAACAUUUACUAUUUAAGGAUUAAAAGCAGCUCAGUCUGCUCCUCACGUUUUCAAUAGUGAUGUCUGAGCCCUCGAUCUGACUUCUCACCACUGAUAACCAAAGCUCACCCCGACCCUGUCUGUGAGGAGGCAGAUUACUGCCCCCCGACAACUGUGCAUUAUUUGCAUCCCCACUUAACCCAUUUCAUUUGCUCAAUAGAAUUGCAUGAAAUAUAUCUCUCCAGAUAUAAAGAUCAUAAAUAAAGGCAAGAUAGAGAAAGAUGAUUUCUUGUUAAUGGCUAUAAAAAUAGGUUUGAGAAGAUUCUAUUCAACCUGCAUUUUUGCAAUGCAAAUGUAAAAGGAUGGUAAUAUUUCUUAGCCUUAAUGAGUGGUAAGUUAAAAUGAACUUAACUUUGAUUAAUGUUUUAAAACUCACUAAUUAAAUCUGAGAGUUUAGAACUGAGAUUACUGUUCUGUGUUUCUACCACUGCUUUCCAUAUAAAUUUCCAUUUUAACUUUUUCUUUGUGUUCUUUCUAGCUCUGUUUAUCUCUCUGUGUGAGAUCUGACUUCGUGAUCCUAGAAAACUCUGCUGAUGGUUGAUGCCACUUAGUGAGGUUCAAACAGGAUACUUUCAAAAGCUCCCAACCCAGAUAGGCAUGGUGUUCUUUGUUUCUACCCUAAUGAGCUUGUAAAGGAGAUCCAAAAGAUAGGAUUGUUCUUUGAUUGUUCUUAUGUAUGUUGACAGGGUUCCUGGUUUUGUCACUGAAAGCACUUUUUGCUUCUAUAAUUGCAUUCUGCACGACUUGAAAAAAAUAAAACUCAGCUGCAGAAAAAGAGCCCAGCUUACAUUUGGUUUUAUUACUCUUAACCACGUGUCUAACCACAUGUCCGUUCUCACUUGUUUCCAAACAGCCUUGAUAUGUCUCAAUGUCUGGCUCUCUGAGAGCCACUAAAGAGAAACUAGAAGUGGGUGGAUGGGAAUUAAUUCAAUGACAAUUAAUGUAUAUGUACAUAAUGCUUAUAGCCAGUUCUUAAAGUAUUCUGAAGCUUUAAAACAAGACAUUAUAAGGGAUACUAUUUAUUAGAGCUACAGUGAUGCUGAAGGUUUCAUUCCCUGGCCAAGGGAAUCAGCUUGCAGCUGCCUGUGUGUGUGCUAUUGUGACGUGUUUAGAAGCCUGCAGGGUGACCUCCACAAAGCUACUUCCUUUCUCCUGUCUCUUUUUCUUCACCUUUCUUGUUGAUCUGUUUAAGGCAUCCUUUGGAAUGGGAAAUUCUCCCCACAGUGCCUACCACAGUGGAAAUGUGGUCACAGAGGGUCCCGCAUGCUCAGCUGGAUGGAGGACCUAAGAAUUCUGAUUUGUCAGUCUAGCAUUUACACCAUUACUACAUCUGCUAAACUCUGAUUACAUCCGCACAAGCUUUGUGACAUCUCUAAGGGAAAAGCUCCUCUCAGUAAUUAACUGAAGUGCAUAUCUAUUGUGAAUUGAAUCUGGUGCUCAUCUGGCACUGUUCAACAUGUAAUUCUUCUUCUCCCAUUUGUCCAUAAUAAUUGUUUUGGCAGCUAUUUUCUGUUAUUUGCUGGCUGUGUGCAAGAGCUUAUGAUGGGGAGACGCACUGCUGGAGCAAGGCAGUGCUUACAUCACUGGCAGCAGCUUGCAGUCUUGUCUCUCCUCUCGCACACACAUGCGCUCACCAUGAGCCCUUGUGCUCAGAAAGAAAAUUCAGGCUUGCAAGUAAAUUGCCUCAAUAAUUUAUAGGCUUUAUAGCCCUGAGCAAAUUAUACCUUGGCUCUGUGAUGAAAUUCAGGCUGCAAAUCCUUUUAUAGCCAAGCUCAUUAACAAUAUAAGUAAAGUGGUACAUCUAUAGUGGUUUUUAUGAUCAAUGCAUUAGAAUCUUUGGAGAGUAUUAAGUGGUAAACCAGCAGCAUCCAGAGCAAAGCAUCAAUAGGGUCUGGAUGCAGUACGACUCAGAAAAGCCAUUUCUUUUCCUGCCUUAAGCUUGCCUUUGUCUGUCUCGCUGCCCCCCGAAUACCAUUUAUUCACCGUGCAGCAUGUGCUAUGCUCCCAGUCAAUAAAAUAGAUCUGGCUGUCCUGAGGAUUGGUUUACUGUAUUAAGCAGCGAGUGUGGAGUACGUAGGUCAGGAAUUCCUGCAGGUGCAGUGAUCUCUGUUACACGUUCCUGUAGUGUCUGUGACUUGGCCUGAGGAGAAGGGGAAGGAGAUGGAUGCCAGCCCUUUAUCCUAAGGAUGGAUGCAUCUCUGAGGAACUGUCCCCACACAUCUGUUAUUCCACCUAGCCUGCAGUCUGCCUUCUUCCACCAGAUGGUAUCAGUGAGCCUAACUGACCUAUGUACACAUCAAUUUUUCAGAUGCUUGACCUCACAGAAUUUAAUUAAGAAUAUUUGGAAGAAAAAAUGUCCUUUCCUGUAUUCUCCAUUGGUCAAAUAGAAAGCAAUUAUGGAAUCACAGAAAAACUGAGUUUAGGAGGGACCUCUGGACACCACUAGUCAAACGCUGCUCACAGCAGGGUCAACAUGCUCUGGAGCUUGUCUAAUAUGGUUUUGAAUUACCCAAGGACAGAUUCCACAACCUCUCUGAACAACCUGUUCUAACGUCUGAUCACUCUUACAGUAAAAGUAGCAUACUGAAUGUUUGAGUGAAGUUUCCUCCAUUUCAGUUUCUUGCUGCUGCUUCUUGCCCUGUCAGUGGGUACCUAUUGAGAAGUCCACCUAUUUUUAAGCUUUCCCAUCUGGUAUUUAUACACAUUGGUGAGAUCUCUCCUGAGUCUUCUCUUCCUGAGGCUAAAUAACCCCAGCUUGCUCAUACUCUCAUUUUAUGUCAGAUGCUUCAAUCCUUUAAUCAUCAAAAUAUUUAAUAACAUCUUCUUUCCAACUUGCCUGGAUCCUCAAUCAUUUACGAAUUUCACCUGAAUUUAACUGUGACAUUAAACAUAUUUCUACUGGAUGUAGGCCUAGAAUAAACAGUUGCAUAAAGAAAACCAUGAGAAACAUCAUGUGAGUGAUAUUCCUAAUCAUCCUAUUUACCCCUCACAUCAUGCUGGCAGGCUGUAUGCUUUGCUGAUGCUACCUAUGCAAUGCUUUUUUCAGUGAGAGUUCAGCACAGGCUUGUAAUUAGAGUGGUCAGCUCAGUGUGCUGCUGAUCUGUGUCCUGGUGGUGAGAAAACAGGCAAAACUAAAUCAGAAAAGGAGCAGAGGAGAUGCUUGUACGUGACCUGAUUAAUCAGAAAUAGAUGAGCUGCUUGACAGCAGGAAAAUAAAUACAAUCCACCUAUUGCUUUGCAUGGUGCUUCUGGGUAGAAUAUGCUAUGCAGGUAUUCCCUCCUGUGGGAGAUUACAUUUUAGAAAUACAGGAAAUCACCUGGAUUAAAAAAAGAACAUAAGGAAUAACACUGUUCUAGCCCUGAAAACGAAGACUUCUUUUCUCCAGAUUCUCUCACUGUCAACAAGAAAGCUGUUUCAUCAGAGCAUGCCCUUGUUCCAUAGCUUUCAAGCCAAAUGAUUGG
Molecule: messenger RNA, 6362 nt
Organism: Phasianus colchicus (ring-necked pheasant)
Lineage: Eukaryota; Metazoa; Chordata; Aves; Galliformes; Phasianidae
Gene: TMEM52
Product: transmembrane protein 52
Source: RefSeq, a predicted model, not a curated record